CUACUCAAGACGAACGACCACAUAUGGAGAUCAAGCCGUACACCAAACCAGCACAGAAGAAUGUAUGGAUCGGUACGCUGACUUAGGGUUGACCAUCAGUUGGAAAAACAUGAGAUUCUGUGCACGAACGGUAACUAACGAUAACUCAAGCUGUGUGUCCCUGAGGAGUGGUGCUCCAUUACACCAGUUGCGUUUGCUUGGGGGAUCGGAACGAUACUUCUUACGUGGGUUUGAAAUAUUAGGCCUCGCUUGUACAUCAGGAGCACCACCAGUAUACAACAACAUGGAUGAAUACCUCGACUGGAUACUAUACAACAUGCGAUACAACAUUCAAGACACAAAUGAAGUUGUUCGUAUUUUAAAACCUAACAUAGCUAAACAAACUCUCGAAAUGGAAUGGAGCAUGUUGCAGCAGCAACCGGGAAAAGAACAGUUGAAUCUUUUCAAUAUGGAUACCUGUGGCUUACCCAGCACGCGCAACCAGAACUUGGGACAGGUAACUGUCCUACCGUGGGUCGGGUUCUUCCAAGCGGCGGAAAAUGUUACAGAUGAAUACUCGACAACAAGAAGUUUGGUAGUGCUCAUAAGCGAAUGGUAUGCAUUGACCCCAAAGCGUACGGUACAGAAAAAUGUUACUUGGCGAUUACUUAUACUAGGUCAGUAUAAUCCGGAUGAUCCCACCAACUGCUACACUGGCACAUGCGAAAUAACACAUCAACUGGUAGAAAUCAAGAACGUUAUCCUUCCUCCGCCCGAUCAUCCCAGGCAGGUGUUUGCGUUGAUAGAGCUGCUUGAGCCGGCCAAUCUGAAGAUUCCCUACAUCAGACCAAUCUGUUUGCCUUUUAUGGACCAGCUGUAUCAACAAAAACCCAUGGAAGUAGUUAUAUCGUCCAACAUAUCGUUUACCAUUGAAAACAAAAAGCUGAAAAUGAUCGAUUACCUGAACUGCCAGCAAAGAUUGCUGCUCGGCAAUCAUUUCGUCACCUUCGACGGGGACUUUCCGUGUGCAAUCGAGGCGGAAAAGCUCCGACAAACACCUUUAUCUUCAAACCUAGGCAGUCCGGUGCAGAUGCCGAUACGGUACGGAGGACGCACACGCUACUUUCUGUACGGAAUGGAUGGUAACCAGCCGCAUAUUUUCGAGGACUUGGUCUAUGGGCCGUACCUGUUUGGAACGGUUCAGAAGAAAGACCUUGACUGGAUAGUGGAGAGCAUGCGGGAAAAAGAGCGACAAACUACAUUCAUCAGCACAGGCAAGAAUGAACGGGUGCAUUUGAGCCCAGUUCAGUAUGCUUCCAAGGGGGCAUUGUUUAACUUUAACACAUGUGGGGAAUCAUCGAGCCGCUAUCCAAUGCCAUGGAUGGGGAAUGUAUUAUCCAAUGCACCGUUUUUCAACGUAAGCAGAUGCUCGGUGACACUCAUUAGCAACCAAUACGUUGUUGGUCCAGGAUAUUGUUUCAGCGAUGCAAGCACAGAAAACAUUAUAGAAUUCGGGAUUGGAAGUGAUACGGCCCAGAGAGAAUGCACAAAGACAAAUAACUCUGCAUCAUGUCCUCUUCCUAAGCAACGCGUUGCAACCCACAAGAUCUUUCUUCAUCCGCAUUACAACCGAACCAACCAUGGCAACGAUAUUGCGUUGGCUAAGCUUGCUACUCCUGUGGAUACAUCUCAACCGAAUGUGAAGCCCAUCUGCUUGCCGAUUAUCGAUGAAAUACGUAGUUAUGAUACAUCGAGCUUGGUAAUGGCCUCUUCUAGUUUAAAUUCACUUACUGACUUCAAAAUCACCACCGUUGAUGAUAAGUACAUAGAUCACAGGGAGUGUCAAAAUCGGUGGCAAGGUUUGAGGGUGAGCUUUACCAUAGAUAACAUGAAACAUUGUGUGAUUACAAAACGAACACAGGAUGAUGAGUGUGUUCAAGUAUUCACUGGGGCCUCACUUCACUCAUUGCAAAGACUAGAAUCGAAUGAAAGACACUUUCUGCGCGGAUUUGAUGUGAUCUUGCCGAGAGGUUGCAGCAUCUAUUAUCCUGCCGUUUACACAAACACAGAUGGGUAUUUGGAUUGGAUACUGGAAACUAUGGAGCAGCCAGUGGGUUUGCCGUUUGAUCUGCAAAAGGAACUUAUAUUUAGUGAUAAAUGAAAAUAAAAUCUUUACGAUUAAACGCACAAUGCGUCACGAAAAUAAAAAAA
Anopheles coluzzii is the source of this 2190-nucleotide messenger RNA. RefSeq lists its product as uncharacterized. Gene Ontology annotation, molecular function: serine-type endopeptidase activity. The transcript is spliced from 3 exons. The coding region runs from base 65 to 2140 and encodes 691 amino acids. Gene Ontology annotation, biological process: proteolysis. Lineage: Eukaryota; Metazoa; Arthropoda; Insecta; Diptera; Culicidae. The record is from RefSeq and is a predicted model, not a curated record.